AUGGGAAUGGAGCAACAAAACUCUCCAAACACUCCCUCUCUCUCUCUCUCUCUCUCUCUCUCUCAAACUAGGGUUUAGAAUUCAGGGUUUUCAAAGAGGCGCAGUGAUUGCAAUCUAAAUUUUCAAUCUGUAUGUGUUUUCAAUGCCUGGAAAUCCAUUAAUCGCAUCAUCGUUCUCUGCAAAUCCUAGACAUCCCGAAACUGCUUGCUUUCUCAUCAGAGAGGCUUGCAAUUUAGUCUCUGCUUCAUCGAUAAAACUCUUGAUUUCGUUCUUGAUCGUGUUCUUCAGAGAACUCAUACCCUUAAUUUGACUCAUUUUUCAACUUCGCAAAUGGCACCGAGUCGCAGAAAAGGCGGCGGCAGAGCGGCGGCGGCCGCUGCUCGCCGGCAGUGGAAAGUGGGUGAUCUCGUCCUCGCCAAGGUUAAGGGCUUCCCAGCCUGGCCUGCAACGGUAAGUGACCCGGAGAAGUGGGGCUACUCGGCUGAUUGGAAGAAAGUACAUGUUUACUUCUUUGGAACCCAGCAAAUAGCCUUCUGCAACCCUGCUGAUGUUGAAGAAUUUACGGGAGAGAAAAAAGAGUCUCUUCUAGCCAAACGCCAUGGAAAAGGUGCUGAUUUUGUCCGUGCAGUGCAUGAGAUUAUUGAAAGCUAUGAAAAGUUGAAGAAACAAGACCAAGUUGUUGUUAACUCUGGUGAUGAAGUUACCAUGACGAAUGCUGGGGAAUCAGUGGGCGAUGUUGCAUUAAAGGGUCAGAUUGAGACUCCUGCAGUGAUGCUGAAUGAGUCAAGCCUCACAGUUGAAGGUGCUGUGCCUGUUACACAGGUAGAUGUUUUGUAUGAUAGGGAGACAUCAUCUGAGGAGCCUAUUGAUAAUCUGGUAGUUGUGAAAAAAACUGUGGUAAAUACAUUCUCUGCAAAAGAAAGACUAGGAGUUGUACAACCACAAAGUUCUGCCUCACAGACAAGGGGGCCUUGUAGGUCUAGAAGUUCAUCGAGGGUGAACAUAAGUAGAUUCCAAAAAUUUAUGUUGCCAUCUGGUAAUGGCAGCAAGGUUGCUGGGGAUGUAGCUGCUAUGAUUUUGCAGGAUGGCUAUGUAAGAAGGAGUGAACGAAUCAGGAAAUCACCUGAUGUAUCUGAAGGGCAUGACAGAGAUUCACCUGCUUUUCUUUCAAAUGUUAACAUUGAGGAAAAUGGUUCUGAAAUUGCCACAGUUGACUCGAAUACUUUCAAUGUAACUGAAGGCAGCACCAUAGAUUCUGGUUGUAAACUUCUGCAUCCCGAGUCUGUUGUUGUAUGUUGUAAGAGAGAGGUUGAGUUGGCCCAAGUUCUUGAUUUCCAAACAAAGAAGAAAAGGAAACCAAAUAGAAAGCGAGUGAUUAAUGAUGCUCCUGAGAUUACUGGUAGACUAAAUAACGAGGCAGGUUCAGAGAUUGAAUCACAUAUAAGUGGACAAGUUUCACCAAAUUCUCAUGAAAAGUUUAAUGAAAUGUAUUUCAAAGAAAAUGGUGAUGAGCACCUUCCAUUAGUGAAAAGAGCAAGGGUUCGGAUGGGUAGACCAGAGGAGCAUGACAACUCCAUACAAUCAAAGGAGAGAGUAUUAGAAGUGUCAAACAACUUUUCUGGGCAGGUUUCCACAUCCUUAAAUUGUGAAGAAGAUGGUCCUGCUGAUAAAAACUCGUUUAUGGUGAGGGAGGGUACAGAUAAUUCAUCACUGCAAAAUAAAUGCCCUCCGUCUUCAGUUGAUAUGCCUCAGCUAUGGGAAGUAAAGAAAAAUCAACAGUUUGGUUGCUCAGUGGAUGGUGAAGCUGCUUUACCUCCAUCUAAACGCCUUCAUCGUGCCCUGGAAGCUAUGUCAGCUAAUGCUGCUGAAGAUGGUCAAACUGAAGCACCAUCAGCCAUGAAGACAUUAACUAAUGAAUGUUGUUUCCCCCCCACAACGGAUUCCCAACACACAUCUACACAAAACAAAGCAUGGAAUGGAUUUCAAUUGCUGAAUCUAGAGUUUCUUUGUGGCAAAGCUUCUCAGGAUGUCGCCUCUGACUACUCUAUCAGUUCUGGCCCUGAAGUACCGAAGGAAAAUGAAAAAUCUUUUGUAGAAGUUGCAAUUUGUGAUGGACCUGCCAGAAGGUCCAGUAGCCCGGAACAUGAGUUAUGCAAAGAUAUACAUGUGGAUGAUGCAGAACAUUCUUCAGGUAAAACUACUGAAGUUGGUGUGGCCCAAAGUCCUAAACCUUUAUCACGUGAUCUUGAGAAAAAACAUGCCUAUCUUGAAUGCAAUCAAGGUUCACUGGCUCAGAUGUCUCCUUCUAAGGAUGAAUGCAUAAAUGAAAAUUCUGAGUUGAGCAACCAUAAAGCCGAAAAACCUGUGACCGAACUUGAUCCUUCAGAACAUUCUGGGAUGAGUUCAGAUCCUGUUGAAAUUGGUGAAGGUUCACCACAAAAUGGUUCUACUUUGCUUCCAUGCAGCAUGGAGGGUAAUUGUUCUGGAACUACUGAAUUGUGGAAGCCCCGACAUGUGAACAACCAAAUUAACCAAAUGUGUGAGGCUGUAAAAGACAUUAAACCAUUGCAGAGGGAUUCAAAUGAUAUUCCAACUUCAACGUCUGUGGAGGUUAUAGUAGCUGUUACCGUGGGUCCACCACACAGAUCUUGUUCCAGUUCUAUUUCUGAUAAUCAUUUGGUUGAUAAGGAUGUGUCUGGUAUUCGGUCUUCAUCUCCAGCUGAUGCGUUAGACUCCUCUGCACGCAUGUCCCCACCCAGCACAAUCUGCAACAUGUCUAAAUCAGAUAGUAAUAGCAUUCUUGAAAGUAAUGUCUGUUAUAGCCCUGAUGUUCAGUUGCAACAUGCAAAAUCCAAAAAUGUGGGUAAAUGGAGCAAUAAAGCAGAAGCAACCGCUGUUCUGGGAUCUUCUGAGGCUCUUCUUGGAACAUUAAAAAGGACAAAGGAGAGCAUUGGUCGAGCUACGCGCAUUGCCAUUGACUGUGCAAAGUUUGGUAUUGCUGUUAAGGUGGUGGAAAUUCUUGCCCGUAAUUUGGAAAGUGAAUCAAGUUUACACAGAAGAGUUGACUUGUUUUUUCUUGUGGAUUCUAUUAUGCAAUGCUCCCGAGGCUUGAAAGGUGAUAUCAGUGAUAUGUAUCCUUCAGCAAUCCAAGCAGUGUUGCCACGUUUAUUGUUGGCUGCUGCUCCUCCUGGAAGUAGUUCACGGGAAAAUCGUAGGCAGUGUUUGAAGGUUUUGAAGCUUUGGUUGGCAAGAAGGAUCCUUCCAGAUUCCAUUAUUCGUCGCCAUAUUCGAGACCUUGAGUCCGUCAGUUGUUCUUCUUCUACUGGUGCAUUUUCUCGGCGCCCCUUGCGAACAGAAAGGCCUUUUGAUGAUCCUAUUAGGCAAAUGGAGGGUAUGCUUGUCGAUGAAUAUGGAAGCAAUUCAAGUUUUCAGCUUCCGGGUUUUUGUAUGCCCCCUAUGCUGAAGGAUGGAGAUGAAGGAAGUGAUUCUGACGACGGGAGUUUUGAAGCUGUUACUCCUGAGCAUAAUUCUGAAAACCAUGAAGGGCAAGAAAGAAUCCCCGUACAAGUGACAAUUGAAAAGCAUAGCCAUAUCUUAGAAGAUGUUGAUGGUGAGCUUGAAAUGGAGGAUGUUGCUCCUACUUGUGAGGCUGAAAUGAGUUCCACCAGUAAUGCUGGUAUCAAUAUACAAACUCAGUUUGAAGGGCAUUUUCCACUUUGCAUUGCCCCACCCCUUCCUAGGGAUGUGCCACCAUUGUUUCCUCCUCUGCCAUCAUCUCCGCCACCACCGCCUCCACCUCCACCUCCACCACCAGCCCUCCCUCCUCUGCCUCCCAUACCAGAUCCUAUGCCGAAUGGCCUCGAUUCAAAGCUCUACAUGGGUACACAUAAUAUCAGAGCAAACUUACAUCAGUCUAUGGUUCAGCAGCCUGCUGCACCAAGAAUCAACUCGAUAAGGUCUGAUGCAAUCUGUUAUCAGGCUCGUGAUUGCAGAGAUCUUCAGAUGCAAACACAGAUUCCUGAUUCUUCUGGCUCUUGUUCCCAUCCACCAAUUCAACCUGUUAGUAGUGCUCAACAGACAGAUGGUGCCACAUUCAGUAAUAAGGCUUAUCAUCUGCGGCCGCCACCCCAACCAGCACCAUCAAAUCAGUUCUCUUACGUUCAAGCAGAUCAGCGAAUGCAGACACUGAGGGAAGUCCAACCCCCUUCAUACCCUAACAGACCCCAUUUUGUGCAGAACACAGAUUGUGGUAAUAUUUACAGUGACCAUGAUAGAAUGAAGUUGGACCCACAUGAACUCAGGGACAGCUGGAGGUUUUCAGGGCCGUCGUUUUCUGGUACAAGCUACUCUGACCCUGCUAGAGGGUCCUAUCCGCCUGCUCCGUUCAGCAGCCCUCCAUGUGAGCCACCAUUACCUAACCACAGGUGGGGUUUCUACAACCAGGCUAUGAACCAUAGAGAAUUCUUACCCCUCAGACCACCUGAAGGUCCGAUCCCAGUGGCAAUCAGAGCUCCAGCUUAUUGGCAACCGAGAUGAGCCAUCAUUAUGGAGCUAAAAGUGCUGGUAUCACCCGUUUUUGACCUGGGUCCUGCCGCUUGUUCAAAAGUUUGAGAUACUUUUCUGGUACAGAUGUUUUCAAAAUUUUGAGGUAUAAUCUUCAGAAAAAGGGUGCGGCACCGAAGAACUGCAUGCUCGGUGUAAUUGUAUAUAUAUAGUUUAUCCUCUUAUUUGUGAAUGCAGAUAGGAAUGGUCCCUCAGAGAUUCGAGGGAGCAGUGACCCAUAUUUAGGCUUUCAACUUUUAUGCAUAAAAUCUCACACUUUUAAUUUGAAAAUUUAGUCUAAUUUAUUUCUUUUGAAUUCCUUCGUAGGAUAUUUUAACCUAGUUAUGUGGGCAAUUUGUUUUUUUUUGAGAACGUGGGCAAUUUGUUACGUCUUAUCCUUUUCAACUUUCUUUUGCAUUUCUAAGCCCUUGUAUACUGUGAAAAAUUCUCAUUUUGUGUGUGUUUUUGUUUUCUUUUUGGGGAGGAAUUCUGUGUUUGUACAUUGCAAUGAGUAUUUAGCUUGAGCUGUUGGAUCUAGUUAUCGAAAGGGAAUCAAUAUUA
Messenger RNA from Camellia sinensis, 5103 nucleotides. NCBI's taxonomy places the organism in Eukaryota, Viridiplantae, Streptophyta, Magnoliopsida, Ericales, Theaceae. The record is from RefSeq and is a predicted model, not a curated record.